GCCUCUCCAGCAGUAGUGACCCUGGUGACUUAGGCCGCUGAACCAGAUGUGGGUCUGGAAGGCCGGGGCCUCGCUUCGGCUAAGGGGGUUGCAGCCGGCUGGGGUCCCCGGAAGGCGACUGCUACGCAGCCAUGCUGCCUCUCAGGCGGGAAGCAAUUGGGCACGAUGCUGGCACUGCGGGGACACCGGACGUGGGGACGGGUUCUUCUGCCCGCGGUGCCGCGCGCUGCAGCCUCCUGACCCCACGCGAGACUACUUCAGCCUGAUGGAUUGCAACCGAUCCUUCAAAAUUGACACCACCAAACUCCAGAACAGGUAUCAGCAGCUACAACGUCUUAUCCACCCAGAUUUCUUCAGCCAGAAGUCUCAGACUGAAAAGGACUUCUCAGAGAAGCAUUCCACUCUGGUGAAUGAUGCCUAUAAGACCCUACUGGCUCCCCUGAGCAGAGGACUAUAUCUUCUAAAGCUCCAUGGAAUAGAGAUUCCCGAAGGAACAGACUAUGAAAUGGAUAAUCAGUUCCUCAUGGAAAUAAUGGAAAUAAAUGAAAAACUCGCAGAAGCUGAAAGUGAAGAUGCCGUGGCAGACGUUGAAUCCACUGUGCAAGCUAAACAGAAAGAAUUUACUGACAAUGUGAAGAUGGCUUUUGAACAAGAUGACUUUGAAAAAGCCAAGGAAAUCUUAACAAAGAUGAAAUACUUUUCUAAUGUAGAAGAAAAGGUCAAGUUAAAGAAGAUUCCCCUCUAGUUGCCGGUGUAAUUGUUAAAAAAUAAACGUGUAUUUCUUUUUGACUUCUGCUAA
Dipodomys ordii (Ord's kangaroo rat) is the source of this 799-nucleotide messenger RNA. RefSeq names its product HscB mitochondrial iron-sulfur cluster co-chaperone (gene Hscb). Bases 47 to 745 code for a protein of 232 amino acids. NCBI's taxonomy places the organism in Eukaryota, Metazoa, Chordata, Mammalia, Rodentia, Heteromyidae. The transcript is spliced from 6 exons. Gene Ontology annotation, molecular function: ATPase activator activity; protein-folding chaperone binding. Gene Ontology annotation, cellular component: mitochondrion. Gene Ontology annotation, biological process: [2Fe-2S] cluster assembly; protein complex oligomerization. The record is from RefSeq and is a predicted model, not a curated record.